Messenger RNA from Phyllotreta striolata, 3003 nucleotides. Lineage: Eukaryota; Metazoa; Arthropoda; Insecta; Coleoptera; Chrysomelidae. The record is from the annotation of a GenBank genome assembly.
CAUUGUCACUGUCAAGUGUCACGGAACAAAAGUAUUGAAUAUUUAUUGAUUUUUUUUCGCAGAUGAUCCCAUUGGUAUCCACUCUGAUUGUUAUGUCGGAAAUUAUCGUUCAUUGUGAUAAGGUUUUGUUCGCGUCGAAUGGUACAUCGUCGAAAGUACUUAUGAGUGUUAGAGGAAUAUGUCCAGUUUGAAAAUCGCAUCGAAGCUGAGAAACGUAUUGUAGCAUAGAGAGCAUGUAUGUCAGCUAGCACUAGAUAGUCGUGCUUGUUGUCAUGUUGGAGACCAGAUCUAUUCGUGGAAUGCCGGAACACUCUUGGAACAACUAUUGUGCAAGUGCAAGAAUACCUCCUCACCUAAUGGCGACGCCAAUCAGACACGGCAAAAGCGGCCAAGACGACAUCUGUUAUGUUGUGGCGAAGUACGAUUACGAGCACCAAGGUCCCCAAGAAUUAGACUUGAAGAAAAACGAGCGGUAUGUCCUGCUAGACGAUUCGAAACACUGGUGGAAGGUACAAAAUGCUCGCGGUCAAGCGGGAUACGUGCCCAGUAAUUAUGUGAAAAAGGAGAAACCCUCGCUUUUCGAUAGCAUUAAAAAAAAGGUGAAAAAAGGAUCGGGUUCGAAGACUCUGCCCUCCAACAAUUCCCCGUCUAGAACAGUAGAAUCUCCGAACAUGGCGAGGAGGCUGCCCGCAGAUCCUUCCGAGGCCAUCGGCGUCGCAAUUGUCAAAUACAAUUAUCAGGCGCAACAGCCCGAUGAAUUGUCACUCGUAAAAGGCUCAAGAAUUCUCAUACUCGAAAAAAGCAAUGAUGGAUGGUGGCGAGGCCAGAGCAGCAACAUUUCCGGUUGGUUUCCGUCGAAUUACACGCAAGAAGAGGGCGAAUUGGACGAGACCCUCCACACUUACGCCAUGGCGGAGAACGUGCUCGACAUCGUCGUCGCCUUGUACUCGUUCUCAUCUUCCAACGAACAGGAAUUGUCUUUCGAAAAGGGCGAUAGGCUAGAAAUUUUAGACCGGCCCGCCAGCGAUCCCGAAUGGUACAAAGCGAGGAAUUCCCAAGGGCAAAUCGGCUUGGUGCCGAGGAACUAUCUGCAGGAACUGAACGAUUUUCUCGACCGUCCGCUGUUGCAAGAGAGAAAUCGACCGGGUCCGAUGGAAACGUCGAUGGAACGAUCGACCGUCUCCAUGCCGGACAAGCCCCAUCUGAUCGACAAGCCUUGGUAUUACGGUAACAUCACUAGGUACGUGUGCGACAGCUUGCUCAACCAGCACGGACACGACGGAGAUUUUCUCAUAAGGGAUAGCGAAACGAACGUGGGUGAUUAUUCCGUGUCUCUGAAAGCUCCUGGUAGGAACAAGCAUUUCCGCGUCCACGUGGAAGGAGCUCUGUAUUGCAUCGGUCAGAGGAAAUUCCACACGUUGGAUCAGUUAGUCGAUCACUAUCAAAGGGCGCCCAUUUACACCAACAAGCAGGGCGAGAAACUCUAUUUAGUUCGUCCCCUGCCCAAGACAAAAUAAUGUACCGAAUCCGGCGCACGAGAAAGAAACUCGUUAGAUUUAAAAUAUGUGCUAUCAGUGUGAGUGUUCAUUUUUUGAUUUUAUAUCGUUUUAUUUUUUUUUUCGAGUCAUUCGAAUUGGAAUCAAAUGACUAACCUUUGUAUAUCUGGUCAUAUUUUAUAUUUUUGUUUGUUUUGUACAUACGAUUUUUUUUAAGUUAUUCAGUUUUUUAGCGGUAGUUUCAAAGCACAAGUUUUUUUUUGUUGAAUGCAAAGUGGUUUUUCUUUGAUGACAUAUUUUGAUGGAAAAAUAAAAUUUAUUCGCGGAUUUUUAGGAUGAUUUAACAUCACUUUGGAUGGAAAUGAUUUUUUAGUAAAAUUUGAUUAAAACUACGGUUGUUCCUUCUGUAGCCUUUUUGGAACAUACACUUGUAUAGGUAAAAGCAAGUUUGUUUGCGUUAUGGUCAAUUCUAUGAGUUGAACAAAGAAAUAUUAUUAUAAUAAAAGUGGUUAGAGUGAGUAAGUUGCAUUACCACAAUAUCACUCCUGUUCCUUAAUAUGUACGAGUGUACUGGAAACAAUUUUGCAUCUACCUGUAUAUGAAAUUUGUAGUUUAAAUUUGUUCAAAUUAAAUUUAUUGGUAGCUUUAAAGCUUAAUAAGGUAUUAAUGAAAUUGUAAAUAAUACAUUUUUACCACUUUUCACUAGUCAUAAUUUAUAAAAAAGACGAUUUAUCGAACAACCACUUUGCGGAUUUAUUGAAUCAUUAAAAGAUAUACCAAGUGAUUAAGAAAACGGCUUUAUAAACAGUCAAAUACUCAUUAUAAUGUAGAGAAUAGUCUGUUUGGAUUUUUUUAUAUUAGACGAAUUGAUUUCAAGACUAAUCGGGAGAAUUUUUUACGUGAAAUAUGUCGGUGAUCCGACCCCACAGAGCGUCGUCUGAAACUAUAUUAUAGCUAAAUUGAUAAAUUAGAAAAUUUCUUCGUAAUUUACAAAAAAUAAAAAGGAUUGAAAUUUGUUAUGCGUAGUUUAUAGUUCGUUUUUUACAUGAAUAUCGGAUUGAAACAUCUGAUUUAUACGAUAUCGGACGUAACGAAGAUUUUAAUAAACUAAUAUAGUAAUUAUGCAAUUUAUUCUGGAGUCAAAAAUUUGUCUCGUGUAUUUUUAGCACAAUAAAUUAUAGUUAGGUGAAAAUUGGAGUGAGAAGAAUAUUGACUACUCCCUUUAGAUUUAGUGUAAAAUUUUAGAAAAACGAGUUUUCGAGAGAUUUUCACUUGAAAAUGAAAACAAAAGUGAAAUAUUUAUCGAAAUCAAGAGAUAUAUGGGGUGUCCCGCAUGAGAACCGUCUAGGGGAGCCCAAAAAGUUGUUUAACCGAACUUAACUCAAUACAGAGUUACAUUCCUGAGAAGUUAUAGGCCUUCAAAGUGGAGUUAUAAAUUAAAAAUUAAUAUCUCAGUAAUACUCAAGCUUAAAACUUCAAACGUAAUACUCAAACUUAUGAGUGUACU